CAUCUAUAUAAGCUGCAGGGUUUCUGCCUCGAAACACCAAACGCCUUCCAACCUCCAUCAAACAUGAAGCUGCUGCUGACUGUCUGUCUGACCUGGGCUCUUCUCUACACAGCUGAGUCGCUACGAUGCCAAACAUGCACCAACAACAUGUGUACCACCUCAACCUCAGUCCAGUGUCCUGCCACAAGUACAGCAUGCAGGACUAUCACUUCAGUGAUGGGGACAGAUUCAUCAACUGAUGUGACAGUGAAUAAAACCUGUUCAACACUGCUGUCCUGCAUCACUCCUGUCAACUUUGCCACUGAAUGGUCUGUAAAUCGAGGUUUCAGACGAGAAGCCCACAAUCAGCUUUGCUGCGUUACUGACAACUGCAACUUGCAGACACUGGCCACUCCUAGUACUUUUACGAAUGGGAAGGUGUGUCCUGCGUGUAGAAGCUCAGCUGCCAGUAUGGCGGGGAUCUGCAAUACGACUUUGGCCUGUGUGGGAGCUGAAGACAGUUGCUUCAGUGGCAACACUACAUUAAGAUGCACGGAUGAGUUGCAGCUCGGCUGUUUAACCAGAAACCUCUGCAACAACCUACCUGUCCUGAACACUUUGUUUGGUGAUAACACCAAGAUCACAUGUGGAGCACCAUGGAGCGUCAGGAUGAGCACUGUGCUGCUGUCCUUUGCUCUUACAGCAUUUAAAGUCCUUGUUUAGAUAAUAGAUAUGGUCAAACAGACAUAAGGCAUGUAUUUUUAUUGUAUUUGUUUAUUUGAUAGGGACAAUGCACGUCAAUGAACAUCAGUAUAAAAUACAAUAUGUAAACAUGUUGGAUUGUAGCAAGAAUGCUAAUUUACAUCUGUAAUCUCUACGUAGGUAACAUAACGCAAGAACAUUACAAGUAACAAUAUAUAAAUACGAACAUACAAUAAACAAGUACAAAAGAAAAACACAUUUUACAACAUGUGCUAAAAGUGAUCACAGAUCUGGUUUGACGUAAGCCAAUGACAAGACCACACACACACACACACACACACACACACACACACACACACACACACACACACAGCUACUUAUAAUCCUGCAUAGAACUGCAAAAGUACUCCUCAUUGCUUUUUUCAGGAAACUUUUCUGUCUGUAAUGUUACAUACACUUAACAUACUAGAUGAAUUACAUACUUUCAUAGCAGUAUGUAGGAGUAAUAUAUGAGAACAAAUAAACACCCAAAUACACACAGAUAAAAUCAUGCAUGUUUUUGUACACACACAGAUGUAAUCUUACAGAGAUAAGGUCACAGACAUGAAGGCGCAAUGUAAUGCUUAUUGAAAAGAACAAUGUUGCAGGUUGGAGGACCUACAAACAUACACACACACACCCCCUUACCCUUGUUUUACUAUAUUCGUGGGGACUAGUCAUUGACAUAAUGUAUUCCUUAGCCCCUUACCCUAACCUUAACCAUCACAACUAAAAGAAUAACCCUAAUCUUAACCCAACUCUAACCCUAAAACCAAGUGGGUUACAACAUAUUGAUCCCCACACAGCUGUAGGACCCCACGAAUAUAGUGUACCCCUGGUCAUAUGACUGUGUAAGACCUGAUGGAUGUUUCGACACUCGGGGGUGUAGUGUGUGGUUUUCUUCCAAGUCCACCCUCAUGUGCCAUGCUUGUGCUAGCUGCAGGAGUUUCUUAUUAGUCUUCUUGGAGGAGGGUGGCUUCUCCCCUACCCUGAUGAACUGUUUGAACAGGGUUGGUCUCAUUGAUGUCAUUUUGUUACUUUGAAGAUUGAAUGUUGAUAAUGGCUUGUUCAUAUUUCCCCAUCAAGUGAUUAUUGCUUGGAUCUAAUUUGGACUGCAGUAUUAAUUGAUUACCUCUGUGCUUUAAUUUGAAUAAUUAAUUCAUUGGAUUGAU
Seriola aureovittata is the source of this 1892-nucleotide messenger RNA. RefSeq lists its product as uncharacterized. The coding region runs from base 64 to 702 and encodes 212 amino acids. The record is from RefSeq and is a predicted model, not a curated record. Lineage: Eukaryota; Metazoa; Chordata; Actinopteri; Carangiformes; Carangidae. The transcript is spliced from 5 exons.